Homo sapiens (human) is the source of this 2165-nucleotide messenger RNA. RefSeq names its product sulfatase modifying factor 2 (gene SUMF2). Gene Ontology annotation, cellular component: endoplasmic reticulum lumen. The transcript has 9 exons. Bases 27 to 926 code for a protein of 299 amino acids. The record is from RefSeq and is a predicted model, not a curated record. NCBI's taxonomy places the organism in Eukaryota, Metazoa, Chordata, Mammalia, Primates, Hominidae. Gene Ontology annotation, molecular function: identical protein binding.
GUACGCGGCGCAGCGCGGCAGUCCUGAUGGCCCGGCAUGGGUUACCGCUGCUGCCCCUGCUGUCGCUCCUGGUCGGCGCGUGGCUCAAGCUAGGAAAUGGACAGGCUACUAGCAUGGUCCAACUGCAGGGUGGGAGAUUCCUGAUGGGAACAAAUUCUCCAGACAGCAGAGAUGGUGACGGGCCUGUGCGGGAGGCGACAGUGAAACCCUUUGCCAUCGACAUAUUUCCUGUCACCAACAAAGAUUUCAGGGAUUUUGUCAGGGAGAAAAAGUAUCGGACAGAAGCUGAGAUGUUUGGAUGGAGCUUUGUCUUUGAGGACUUUGUCUCUGAUGAGCUGAGAAACAAAGCCACCCAGCCAAUGAAGUCUGUACUCUGGUGGCUUCCAGUGGAAAAGGCAUUUUGGAGGCAGCCUGCAGGUCCUGGCUCUGGCAUCCGAGAGAGACUGGAGCACCCAGUGUUACACGUGAGCUGGAAUGACGCCCGUGCCUACUGUGCUUGGCGGGGAAAACGACUGCCCACGGAGGAAGAGUGGGAGUUUGCCGCCCGAGGGGGCUUGAAGGGUCAAGUUUACCCAUGGGGGAACUGGUUCCAGCCAAACCGCACCAACCUGUGGCAGGGAAAGUUCCCCAAGGGAGACAAAGCUGAGGAUGGCUUCCAUGGAGUCUCCCCAGUGAAUGCUUUCCCCGCCCAGAACAACUACGGGCUCUAUGACCUCCUGGGGAACGUGUGGGAGUGGACAGCAUCACCGUACCAGGCUGCUGAGCAGGACAUGCGCGUCCUCCGGGGGGCAUCCUGGAUCGACACAGCUGAUGGCUCUGCCAAUCACCGGGCCCGGGUCACCACCAGGACUGGCACAGGCUCAGGACCUGUCCUCACACCAGGCUUCUUUCCAGACCAUGCUCUCCCCAGCCCUCAUGCUCCCUGAUCAUGGCCGGCCCUGCGGAUGAGGCAGGCAAGAUGGGUAAGCCCUAGGCCUUUUUCUCAGGACGUGUCUGUCCUCUCUCCCCUUCUCUGCUGGCAGGAUGGGCAACACUCCAGAUUCAGCCUCAGACAACCUCGGUUUCCGCUGUGCUGCAGACGCAGGCCGGCCGCCAGGGGAGCUGUAAGCAGCCGGGUGGUGACAAGGAGAAAAGCCUUCUAGGGUCACUGUCAUUCCCUGGCCAUGUUGCAAACAGCGCAAUUCCAAGCUCGAGAGCUUCAGCCUCAGGAAAGAACUUCCCCUUCCCUGUCUCCCAUCCCUCUGUGGCAGGCGCCUCUCACCAGGGCAGGAGAGGACUCAGCCUCCUGUGUUUUGGAGAAGGGGCCCAAUGUGUGUUGACGAUGGCUGGGGGCCAGGUGUUUCUGUUAGAGGCCAAGUAUUAUUGACACAGGAUUGCAAACACACAAACAAUUGGAACAGAGCACUCUGAAAGGCCAUUUUUUAAGCAUUUUAAAAUCUAUUCUCUCCCCCUUUCUCCCUGGAUGAUUCAGGAAGCUGACAUUGUUUCCUCAAGGCAGAAUUUUCCUGGUUCUGUUUUCUCAGCCAGUUGCUGUGGAAGGAGAAUGCUUUCUUUGUGGCCUCAUCUGUGGUUUCGUGUCCCUCUGAAGGAAACUAGUUUCCACUGUGUAACAGGCAGACAUGUAACUAUUUAAAGCACAGUUCAGUCCUAAAAGGGUCUGGGAGAACCAGAUGAUGUACUAGGUGAAGCAUUGCAUUGUGGGAAUCACAAAGCAAAUAGUACUCCAGAAAGACAAAUAUCAGAAGCUUCCUAUUCUUUUUUUUUUUUUUUUUUUUUUUGAGACAGGGUCUUUCUCUGUUGCCCAGGCUAGAGUGCACUGGUGAUCACGGCUCACUCUAGCCUUGAAUUCCUGGGCCCAAGCAAUUCUCCCACCUCAGCCUCCUGAGUAGCUGGGACUACAAGUGUGCACCACCAUGCCUGGCUAAUUUUUUGAAUUUUUGUAGUGAUGGGAUCUCGCUCUGUUGCCCAGGGUGGUCUCGAACUCCUGGCCUCAAGCGAUCCUCCCACCUCGACCUCCCAAAGUGCUGGGAUUACAGGUGUGAGCCACCUCGCCUGGGCCCCCUUCUCCAUAUGCCUCCAAAAACAUGUCCCUGGAGAGUAGCCUGCUCCCACACUGUCACUGGAUGUCAUGGGGCCAAUAAAAUCUCCUGCAAUUGUGUAUCUCA